Molecule: messenger RNA, 426 nt
Organism: Penicillium griseofulvum
Lineage: Eukaryota; Fungi; Ascomycota; Eurotiomycetes; Eurotiales; Aspergillaceae
Exons: 4
Coding region: 1-426 (141 amino acids)
Source: RefSeq, a predicted model, not a curated record
AUGAAGAUGAAGGCCCAUAUGUCUGUGCCCACAGGGCACCCUGGGGGAACCCCCCAGCCAAAUACAAAAGUUUCACACAUCCCAGAGCACCGGGAGAGCAAGGAUGUCGCUCUUAUCGCCGCGAAAACAAUUAAUGAAGAUGUAGGAUGGAUCCUGGAUUUCUGCAAGGAAUUUAAAUGUACACCGUACAUCUAUACGAUGGACGAAGUGCCUGAAGAUGGCUUCCUUGUUCCCUACACACUUAAAGGCAAUGAAGCAGGUGCCUAUCUCACCUACAUCGUCGACCACUUCUAUGACCUCCACCCAUACAAUAUCUUUAUCCACGGUGCGGAACACCACUGGCAUAGUGAUAUAGCUGGGUCAAGAACCUCCGACGCACUUUCCAAUCUUCGGGUCGAAGCCAUGGCUUUCACCCGAACAAAAUAG